AUGAUAAAUACACUAGAAAGUUUGGCAAAUGAAAUUCUUCUUAUUAUAUUAUCAAAUUUAACAUGUGGAAUUCUUAUUGGUGAAACAGGCCCAUCUUUGAAUAAAUAUCAAUCAAUAUUAUUACCAAUAAUUUCUAAUUCAACUCUUUCUGCUUCUUUACAACGAACUCAUAUUGAUGGAGCAAAAUCAAUUUUUUUUAAUUUGAUAUCUAAAUGGAUUUUUCAAGAAAAAAUUAUUCGUUUUGUUAAUCUUAAAACAUUUAUUCUUACUCGAUGUUGUUUAUCCGAAAUAUUAAUUAAUAAUUUAUCUUUACUUGUUCAAAAUCAAUUGGAUGAACUAAUAUUGACAUUUGAUAAAGAUAUGUUUGAAAAAAUCGAAACUGGUAUUUAUGUUCAAACAGUUUAUGCAUGA
Molecule: messenger RNA, 411 nt
Organism: Rotaria sp. Silwood1
Lineage: Eukaryota; Metazoa; Rotifera; Eurotatoria; Philodinida; Philodinidae
Source: the annotation of a GenBank genome assembly